Molecule: messenger RNA, 933 nt
Organism: Triticum turgidum subsp. durum (durum wheat)
Lineage: Eukaryota; Viridiplantae; Streptophyta; Magnoliopsida; Poales; Poaceae
Source: the annotation of a GenBank genome assembly
AUGAUGGAAGCGGGCAAGUUCCCCGGGAUAAUUGGUGCCGUAAGCGGCCAGGACGGUGGCGUCAACUUCUGCGACAUGGCAUACUACCAGAAGCUAGGGGAGGGCUCCACCAUGUCCAUUGAUAGCCUUAACAGCAUGCAGACCAGCAUGCACGGUGGUUCCAUAAUGUCUGUGGACAACAGUAGUGUUGGUUCUACUGACUCGCGUACUGGGAUGCUUAACCAUCCUAGCCACAGGGGAGCUGUUGCUGUGGUCAGCUACUCGGUUGGGAACAGCAUUUUCCGUCCUGGGCGGGUGUCUCAUGCCUUGAGUGAUGAUGCGUUGGCACAGGCUUUGAUGGACACUAGAUUCCCGACUGAGACACUCAAGGAUUAUGAGGAGUGGACCAUUGAUUUGGGGAAGCUCCACAUGGGAUUGCCCUUUGCACAAGGCGCAUUUGGGAAGCUAUACAGGGGGACCUACAAUGGGAUGGAUGUUGCCAUUAAGCUUUUGGAGAGGCCCGAGGCUGACCCCGCACAAGCUCAGCUGCUGGAGCAACAGUUUGUGCAAGAAGUUAUGAUGCUUGCAGAAUUAAGGCAUCCAAAUAUAGUCAAGUUCGUUGGCGCAUGCAGGAAGCCAAUAGUUUGGUGCAUUGUCACAGGGUAUGCAAAGGGUGGAUCUGUUAGGAAUUUCCUGAAUAGGAGGCAGAACAGGUCUGUUCCACUGAAGCUGGCAGUGAAGCAGGCACUAGAUGUUGCACGUGGCAUGGCUUAUGUUCAUGGCCUUGGGUUCAUCCACAGAGAUCUUAAGUCAGAUAACCUCUUGAUUUCUGGUGAUAAAUCGAUCAAGAUCGCUGACUUCGGAGUUGCUAGGAUUGAAGUGAAGACCGAGGGGAUGACACCUGAAACAGGAACAUACCGUUGGAUGGCUCCGCAAUUAUGCUUCAUUUCCUGA